Molecule: messenger RNA, 1656 nt
Organism: Drosophila hydei
Lineage: Eukaryota; Metazoa; Arthropoda; Insecta; Diptera; Drosophilidae
Gene: NitFhit
Product: nitrilase and fragile histidine triad fusion protein NitFhit
Exons: 1
Coding region: 115-1566 (483 amino acids)
Biological process (GO): nucleobase-containing compound metabolic process
Molecular function (GO): bis(5'-adenosyl)-triphosphatase activity; hydrolase activity, acting on carbon-nitrogen (but not peptide) bonds, in linear amides
Source: RefSeq, a predicted model, not a curated record
UAAACAGAAAAAUGAAGACAAAAAUACAGCUGAUAAGAAACACACAUACAAAAAGCUAAAUCUAACUGCGUAACAUUUGUUAAGUCUUAAUCAACUUUUCGUUUGUUCAUCUCGAUGUCAAACACAGUCAAAAUUCUCAGUCGAACAGUCGCCCAGAUCAUCAAAACCAGCAGCAAGAGCAGAAACAAACAGCAGCUGCGCAUGAUGUCAGCCCUACCGAGUGGCGGUCUAGCAAUUGGAGGCCCCAACAUUGUGGCCGUUGGGCAGAUGUGCUCUACGAACGAUAAAGCCGCCAAUUUACAGCAAGUGGAGGAACUUGUAUUGCUCGCUGCUAACAGAAGAGCUAAAAUGCUUUUCCUGCCGGAAUGCUGCGAUUUUGUUGGUGAGAAUCGCACCGAAACGUUUCAGCUGGUCGAACCGCUGGACGGCCCGCUGAUGGCAAAAUACAAGGAGCUGGCCAAAUGCCAUCAGAUGUGGCUAUCUUUGGGCGGCAUACACGAGUUAAAGACACCAACAUCAUCAUCAGAUGAUAAAACGGAACAAAGGAUAUAUAAUACGCACGUAGUGCUUAACAAUCUGGGUGAAGUGGCGGCCAUUUAUCGCAAGUUGCAUCUCUUCGACGCGACUACGAAAGAGAUACGUCUGCGCGAGUCGGAUACCGUGGCACCGGGUGAGCGUUUAGAGAAGCCAGUGGCUACGCCGGCCGGCCAGGUGGGCCUGCAGAUUUGCUACGAUCUGCGCUUUGCAGAGCCCGCACUGCUGCUCCGAAAACUAGGCGCCCAAUUGCUUACCUAUCCAGCUGCCUUUACCUAUGCGACGGGCAAAGCCCAUUGGGAGAUUCUACUCCGUGCUCGUGCCAUUGAAACGCAGUGCUUUGUUGUCGCUGCAGCACAGCAGGGCUGGCAUAAUAAGAAACGCCAGAGCUGGGGUCACGGCAUGAUCAUCAGUCCAUGGGGCACCAUUCUCGCGGAUUGUGGCGGCGACGAAAAGCUAGCCGUGGGCACAGCCGAGGUGGAUUUGUCGCAACUGGCCAAGAUAUAUCAAAGCAUGCCUUGCUUUGAGCAUAGACGCAAUGACAUAUACAGUUUGACGGGCUACAAUUUGAGUGCACAGGAAUGUGGACAGGAUCGUGCCUUUGCUCACAACACCGUAGAUAAGCGAACCAUAUUCUACGAAUCCGAGCACUGUUGGGCCUUCACCAAUUUACGCUGCGUCGUCAAGGGUCAUGUGCUGGUCUCUACGAAACGGAUUACGCCACGUCUUAAUGGACUCAACUGUGCGGAGGUGACGGAUUUAUUUGCCACUGUUUGCAUGGUGCAGCGGAUGCUGGAGUCAAUUUAUGGCACCACUUCGGCCACUGUCACCGUGCAAGAUGGCGAAAAUGCCGGUCAGACAGUGCCUCACGUUCACUUCCAUGUUAUGCCUCGUCGCAAUGGCGACUUUGGCCAUAACGAUCAAAUCUAUGUGAAACUGGACGAUCGAGCUGAGAAUUUGCCACCACGCACGCUUCAGGAGCGUAUUGACGAAGCAAAAAUCUAUCGUGAUUUUCUGCGUUGCAUUAAAUGAGCUCCCUAAUCCUUUUCUUAUACGUGUCCUUGUGCUUGUCAAUAAAAGACCGUUUUUAUAAGGUGCACCACCUAGCUUAAACACAAGUCU